AAGAUGUUGACAGGUGUCAGUUGUUGACUGUUGUUAUGUUUUGUUUUUGUUUGGAGUUUGGACUAUUUUUGACAAAACAAAAAUCCGCCCAAAAAGAUUUGAGAUAAGCCAUAAAAAAGUGCCAAAAGCUUUCUUAAUUGAACUUAUUAUUAGAAGAGCUUUCUCCGCUACGGGUUACGGUGUCACCGCCUUAUAAAUGACUUCUGAAAAGGAUCCACUAGCUAGUGAGAGAUCUGGAACCGUGAGGGAAGUCGGAAACCAUGCAAUUUGGAGUUUAUCUUCUUGCAAACCAGGCUUUGGUAUUGAUCAAUUACGAGAUGAUUGUAUGGACACUUAUUGGCAAUCAGAUGGCCAGUUACCUCACUUAGUCAAUAUUCAAUUUCAAAGAAAAACUAUGGUUUCGCAUAUUUACAUUUAUACUGAUUAUAAGUUGGAUGAGAGUUACACUCCUAGUAGAAUAUCUAUAAGAGCUGGAACACAUUUUAAUGACUUACAGGAGAUAGAAGUGAUUGAAUUAAUCGAACCCAGUGGCUGGGAAAUGAUACCAAUUAAGGAUAUUCAUGAUAGACCUAUCAGAACUUACAUGAUACAAAUAGCUGUAUUGAGCAAUCAUCAGAAUGGAAGAGACACACAUAUGAGACAAAUAAAAAUACACUCCCCAUGUGAACCAACUUCAUUCGAUAUUAACAAGUUUAGAAAUUUUUCAACUGUACAAUUUCAGCAGUAUGCCACAAUUCGAUAAUUUUCACUUACAAUUAUUAAUUAAUUAAUUAAUUACUAUAUAUGUACAUUAAAUUUAUAGUACACAACUGCAGCCAAUAGGGCAGUUAUGGCAGUUGUGAACUACAAAUUUUAACUUUGAUUCAAACAAUGCACUUAUCACAACCUGGGAGGGUCCAAAUAGGCUGAUACUCUAAAGUCUAAGUUAAAACAUAAAGUUAUGGCAACAGUACCAUAAUUAUUAUUUUAAAUUCAGCCAA
This is a messenger RNA of Maniola jurtina (meadow brown), 980 nucleotides long. RefSeq names its product anaphase-promoting complex subunit 10 (gene APC10). Gene Ontology annotation, cellular component: anaphase-promoting complex. NCBI's taxonomy places the organism in Eukaryota, Metazoa, Arthropoda, Insecta, Lepidoptera, Nymphalidae. The coding region runs from base 197 to 742 and encodes 181 amino acids. The transcript has 4 exons. The record is from RefSeq and is a predicted model, not a curated record. Gene Ontology annotation, biological process: protein K11-linked ubiquitination; anaphase-promoting complex-dependent catabolic process.